AUGGGGCCAAAAAAAUUACCCAAGGCCAUGCCGCGAAAUUCGGCCUCCUCGGCCUCCAGCGCGCCGAAGCCUGCAGACCAAUCAGUUUGGGAGCGCGUGGGCAUUCCUAAGCCGCCUGAGCCCCUCGUGCCUCCACCACAUGUGGCAAGUCACAAUGACUAUGGUGCAAAUGCAUAUGGGCAUUGGGGAGAUGAUGGGUGGUAUGGAGCUUCGAUGGAACAGGCUAUGCAUGCUGCUGCGGUAAUGCAACACCAAUGGCAUGCCGCUCACCAGGCCCAGCGAAAGGCGCAAAACGCUGCGAAAGCUGCAAAGCAAGCGCUGGCGAGUUUCCAGAAACUACAGCAGGACAUGGCGACUGCUGGAAACACCCAGGCGGCAAAUUUCUUGAUGCGGCAGAAGAUGACCGGCAAGGCGCUCAUUGGGGGACUGCAUUCAGCCAUUCCAGUCACUCAAGCCCCUGAUGAUGGCGAAGAGUUUUAUGAAACCACAACCGUUCAACCGGAGCCUGUCGCUCGCGAACAUGGCGUUCAUGUCGCAGACAUGGAUGAUUAUCAACACACCUUGCAACUCGAGGGGGAUGGCUUCGAAGUUGAUGAUGAUGGCAACCUUUAUGAAGAGCCAGAUCACGAGCAUGACCAUGGAGACAUGCAGCAGCUUGAUGACAAGACGAUUUUCCCAGAUGACCAGCCCGAUGAAGUUGAAUGGGACCAUGAGGAUGAUGAACUUCAAGGUCAUCAUUUUGAUGACGGUGAUGAUGAAAAGCGCGUGCAGUUGCCUGGCAUUGACGUGCCAAGUGGCGCGCGUAAGAAGCGUCGCACAGCCUGA
Cladocopium goreaui is the source of this 825-nucleotide messenger RNA. The record is from the annotation of a GenBank genome assembly. Lineage: Eukaryota; Dinophyceae; Suessiales; Symbiodiniaceae.